AUGAAGCUUCUCGUUGUAUUCGUUUUCGUUUUUUCGGUCUAUUUGGUCAAUGCUUUUGUUGGAUAUCCAUCUUCAAUGUCAGCGGAUCUCAAAGCUGCUGGAAUGAGUGAGAGUAAUGUCUAUGCAUUGGACAAGAUUUACAAGGACUUUCAAGAAAAAGCAGCGCAACUCGAGGCAAAGAAAAUAGGAGGAAUAAAAUAUCUCCAAAAAUACUAUGAUUACUUGUCUUUGAGAAAAACUAUGUUGAAGACGAUGCCAAAGAAAGAAAAAGAUAUUUUUGAGAAUUAUAUUGUAAAGUAUGAAAAUCGAUCUGGAUACUAA
Messenger RNA from Caenorhabditis remanei, 321 nucleotides. RefSeq lists its product as uncharacterized. The record is from RefSeq and is a predicted model, not a curated record. The transcript is spliced from 2 exons. Bases 1 to 321 code for a protein of 106 amino acids. Lineage: Eukaryota; Metazoa; Nematoda; Chromadorea; Rhabditida; Rhabditidae.